UGUUUUUCAACGUAAAUAAUACGUUUAACGUUUGCAAUGCUCAACGUUGACAUUCAUUAAAAUAGAAUUACUGUACGAGUGAGUGUACGAUAUCAAUAUAAAAAUUAAUUGAUUCAUUCUCAAUAAAUUGUAAAUAAUUUAUCUUAAAUUAAGUUUCUGGAUACUUGAGUAACAAACUCCAGAAUCAAAACAAUGGUUCGAAGCAAUGACAAAGAUAGACAUCAUAGACGUCGUUCAAGGACUAGAUCUCGUUCUCGUGAUCGUGAAAAAAUAUCACGUCAUCGAGAUAGACACAGUAGAUCUCGUGAACGAGAUCGUGAUCGUCGUAGUGAACGUUCUGAACGUGAACGUGAACGUGAUAGAGAUAGAAAACCUAGUGAUAGUAAAGAAAAACGUGUAGAAUCAUCAUCAUCAAAAUCAUCAAGAUCUGGAAAAGAACGUAAACGUUCAAGAUCACGUGAAAAAAAAGAAAAAGAAAAAAUUGAAAAUGAAGAAUUACCAUUUGAUCAUACAAAACUUGAUAAAGAAGAAGAACAAAAACGUUUAGAAUUAGAAAUGCAAAAAAGAAAAGAAAGAAUUGAAAGAUGGCAAGUUGAAAGAAAAAAAAAUGAGAAUAAAACUAUGAUAUUAGCUAAUCUUCAAAUACCAAGAAAAUGGACAUUAGAAAAUGAUAGUGAUGAAGAGCCAUUAUCAAUAAUAAAUGAUACAACAAUAAAUAAAGAAAAAGAUGAAAUAGAAGAAGAAGUUGGAGAAGAAAAAAAUGAUACAAAUAAAGAAACUGAAGAAAAUGAAAUUGAUCCACUUGAUGCAUUUAUGGCUGGUGUACAAGAAGAAGUUAGAAAAUUUAAUAAUGUCGAGGGUAAAGGAAAAAUUGGAUCAACAAAUGGAACUACUGGUAAUGGUAGUGGUACAGCUGGUACAUCACAAAGUGGUGGUGUUGUUAUUGUAACAGGUGUUGCUAAAAAAAAAAUUCAAAAAGAAAAAGGUGAAUUAAUUGAACAAAAUCAAGAUGGUCUUGAGUAUUCAAGUGAAGAAGAAGGUGAAAAUCUACAUGAAACUGCUGCUGGUAUUGCUAAUAAACAAAAAAGAGAACUUGCUAAAGUUGAUCAUUCAACAACUGAUUAUAUGCCACUUAGAAAAUCAUUUUAUGUUGAAGUACCAGAAAUAAGUCGUAUGACACAAGAUGAAGUUGAUCUUUAUAAAGAAGAACUUGAAGGUAUUAGAGUUAAAGGUAAAGGUUGUCCAAAACCAAUUAAAUCAUGGGCACAAUGUGGUGUUACUAAAAAAGAAUUAGAAAUAUUAAAAAAAUUAAAUUAUGAAAAACCAACGCCAAUUCAAUGUCAAGCAAUACCAGCAAUAAUGUCAGGUAGAGAUUUAAUUGGAAUUGCAAAAACAGGAAGUGGUAAAACACUUGCAUUUUUAUUACCAAUGUUUAGACAUAUAUUAGAUCAACCAUCAUUAGUAGAUGGUGAUGGACCAAUUGCUGUUAUAAUGACACCAACAAGAGAACUAUGUAUGCAAAUUGGUAGAGAUUCUAAAAAAUUUACAAAACAACUUGGAUUAAGUCAUGUUUGUGUAUAUGGUGGUACUGAAAUAUCAAAACAAAUUGCUGAACUUAAACGUGGAGCUGAAAUUAUUGUAUGUACACCAGGUAGAAUGAUUGAUAUGCUUGCAGCAAAUAGUGGAAGAGUUACAAAUUUAAAAAGAGUUACAUAUAUUGUAUUAGAUGAAGCUGAUAGAAUGUUUGACAUGGGUUUUGAACCACAAGUUAUGCGUAUUAUGGAAAAUGUUAGACCAGAUAGACAAACAGUAUUAUUUUCAGCAACAUUUCCACGACAAAUGGAAGCACUUGCUAGAAGAAUAUUAACACGACCAGUUGAAGUACAAGUUGGUGGUAGAUCAAUUGUAUGUAAAGAAGUUGAACAACAUGUUAUUGUACUUGAAGAAGAUCAAAAAUUUUAUAAAUUAUUAGAAAUUCUUGGUCAUUAUCAAGCUAAAGGUUCAAUAAUUGUAUUUGUUGAUAAACAAGAAAAUGCUGAUACAUUAUUAAAAGAUCUUAUGAAAGCAAGUUAUUCAUGUAUGUCAUUACAUGGUGGAAUUGAUCAGUGUGAUCGUGAUUCAACAAUAUUAGAUUUUAAAGCUGGAAGAACAAAACUUCUUAUAGCAACAUCUGUUGCUGCACGUGGAUUAGAUGUUAAACAAUUAGUAUUAGUUGUUAAUUAUGAUUGUCCAAAUCAUUAUGAAGAUUAUGUUCAUAGAUGUGGUAGAACUGGACGUGCAGGAAAUAAAGGAUAUGCAUAUACAUUUAUUACACCUGAACAAGAACGUUAUGCUGGUGAAAUUGUUAGAGCUCAUGAGCUUGCUAGUGUUGCUGUUCCAGAUGCUUUAAGAAGAUUGUGGGAUCGUUAUAGAGCUCGUCAAGCAGCAGAUGGUAAAAAAGUACAUACUGGAGGUGGUUUUAGUGGUAAAGGAUUUAAAUUUGAUGAAAGUGAAGCAGCUCUUGCAAAUGAAAAAAAGAAAUUUCAAAAAGCAGCACUUGGUCUACAGGAUUCUGAUGAUGAAGAUGUUGAAAAUGAUAUUGAUCAAAAAAUUGAAAGUAUGCUUGCACCAAAAAGAACAGUUAGAGAAAUAACAAGACCUGUUGCUGCUGCUGCUAAUAUAACAAUACCAGGACAACCAGUUGCAAGUGCAACAGAUAAACUUGAAUUAGCUAAAAAACUUGCAUCUAAAAUAAAUAUUGCUAAAAAUUUAGGUGCUGAAGCUAAAGGUGCAACUCAACAAGCUGCUGAAGCUAUAUUAAAAGGUGCUGGACCAACAAAUCUUAUAACAGCUAAAACAGUUGCUGAACAAUUAGCAGCAAAAUUAAAUACAAAAUUAAAUUAUCAACCACGUGAAGAAGAUCUUAUUGAAGGAGAUUCUGAAACUGGUGAACAAACAUUUAGAAAAUAUGAAGAAGAAUUAGAAAUUAAUGAUUUUCCACAACAAGCUAGAUGGCGAGUAACAAGUAAAGAAGCAUUAGCACAAAUAUCUGAAUAUUCAGAAGCUGGUUUAACUGUUAGAGGUACAUAUAUUCUUAAUGGUAAAGCACCACCAGAAGGUGAAAGAAAACUUUAUCUUGCUAUUGAAUCAACAAGUGAACUUGCUGUUAGCAAAGCUAAAGCCGAAGUAUCUAGAUUAAUUAAAGAAGAACUUAUUAAACUUCAAUCAUCUGGUACUCAUUCGGGAUCACGUGGACGGUACAAAGUUUUGUAAAUUAUUUAGAAAUAAUUUAACUUUUUUAUGGUCUAAAGAU
Molecule: messenger RNA, 3292 nt
Organism: Aphidius gifuensis
Lineage: Eukaryota; Metazoa; Arthropoda; Insecta; Hymenoptera; Braconidae
Gene: Prp5
Product: probable ATP-dependent RNA helicase DDX46
Exons: 2
Coding region: 193-3252 (1019 amino acids)
Biological process (GO): mRNA splicing, via spliceosome
Cellular component (GO): nucleus
Molecular function (GO): nucleic acid binding; ATP binding; RNA helicase activity
Source: RefSeq, a predicted model, not a curated record